Mercenaria mercenaria is the source of this 1255-nucleotide messenger RNA. Its product is annotated as betaine--homocysteine S-methyltransferase 1-like. Bases 89 to 1147 code for a protein of 352 amino acids. NCBI's taxonomy places the organism in Eukaryota, Metazoa, Mollusca, Bivalvia, Venerida, Veneridae. The record is from RefSeq and is a predicted model, not a curated record. Gene Ontology annotation, molecular function: zinc ion binding; methyltransferase activity. The transcript has 7 exons.
UUUUGACCUAGUUAACAGUUAUCUGCUUGGCUAUUUUAUUCAAAGUCAGGCCGUUUAUGCGUGAUGACAAUACUACAGUGAACAGAAUAUGUCAUUAAAAAAAGGGCUUAUUGAAAGACUGCAAAAUGGAGGGUCCAUUAUUAUUGCCGAAGGAUAUCUUUUUGAAUUUGAGAGAAGAGGCUAUCUUCAGGCUGGGGCAUUUGUACCGGAAGUGACGCUCGAACAUCCAGAUCUUGUGAGACAGCUCCACGAAGAAUUCGUACACGCUGGAAGUGACGUAGUUUUAGCUUUCACGUACUACGCAAACCGUGAAAAACUCCGAGUCAUUGGCAGAGAAAAAGAUUUGGAAGAAAUAAAUAAGAGAGCAUUAAAAAUAGCGCGUGAAGUUGCUGACCAACAUGGAUGUCUUAUGGCGGGAAAUAUCUGCAACUCUACUGUAUACGUCACUGGCGAUGAAGAAUCACACAAGAUCACAGAGGCUAUGUUUAAGGAGCAGAUUGAAGCUGCGGUUGACAUGGGUGCAGAUUACGUUGUCGGUGAAACGUUCUCUAGCUUUGGAGAGGCUAAAUUAGCUUUGGAGUGCAUUAAGAAAUACGGCAAAGGAGUCCCAGCAGUGAUAACACUGUCGGCAGUUGCCAAUGCAGUUUUUAUUGACGGAGUCACAGUAAUUGACGCUUGCAAGCUACUGGAGGAAGCCGGAGCAGCAGUUGUAGGUUUGAAUUGCGGUAGAGGACCAGCUACUAUGCUUCCACUUUUGAAGGAGAUUACAAAAAUCUGUAAUGGUCCUAAUGCUGCACUUCCGGUUACUUACCGUACAUCUCUACAGCAGCCAACGUUUAUGUCGCUGAAAAUACCGGGCACAGAUGAACGGGCGUUUCCGCUUGACCUUUGUGCAUGUCAGUGCAGUCGCCAAGAAAUAGAGGCAUUUGCUGCCGAAUGUCGCGAGAUUGGAAUCCAGUAUGUGGGACUGUGUUGCGGGAAUUCUGCAAAUUUAACUCGCAUCGUGGCGGAGAAAUAUGGCCGUACCCCACCCGCUAGCAGGUACUCACCGGAUAUGGCGAAGCACUACAUGUUUGGAGACAAGACCAAAUUUAGAAAGGAGUUCACAGAAGAUCUGAGAGCUAACAAGGGAGGCGACUUUGAUUGAGCCGAUUUAUUGACGUUCAUAAAAAGCCGAUCUAGAUAAAACUUUUUUAUAAAUAAAUGAAAACCCGAAAACUUUGUUCCACAAUAAAUAAAAAAUAACAUAAUUAUA